AUGUCAGGCCAACAUUGCGAAUGGUAUUAGGUUAGGUUAUCCAGUCUUCUAUUUCUUCCGUAAAGUUGCUCAAUAAUGAAUUGCUAUCGUGGAUUUUCGAUGCACUCAUUUACAACAUUACAAACAUCAAACGUGUAAUAUUCUCUUAAUAUAGGCAAUUUCUCCAAUAAAUAUGAGCCCGAAGAUGGUCCGUGUAUUUGUUGGAAAUUUACCUCCAGAUACUGUUGAGGACGAUUUGAAGAAGCUCUUGAAAAAAUAUGGAACUGUGUUAACUGUGGAGAUAAAACGACGAAUAAAUGAUGUAUUUGCUUUUGUGGACCUGGAAAAUCUUAAGUUAGAUGUACAUACCUGUCUUCAGGAAUUGUCUUGGAAACAAUGGAAAGGUCAGCAAUUAAAAGUCCAGCUAGCAAGAGAAAGCUUUCUUCAAAGACUAGCCAGAGAGCGACUUGAAAACAGUGUUUCAGCAAAAACAGAAAAGGAGUCAUUGGAAACACAACAUAACAUUCACAAUAUUCACAAGGGUCCAGAACCAUGUAAAAACAAUGCUGUUAACAUUGUGAAGAGAAACAAUCAGAAGAUUGAUGAAAAUGAGUCUUCUGAUAGCACUGACAGUAGCACAGACUCAAGUGAUUCAGAAAUACCUGCCAAAGGUAGUUUAAAAAUGUUUCGAGGGACAGCAAAUCUUCAUAAAAAGGAAAAAUCAUCCCCAAAAAAUCCCAAAUUUAAUGCUGACAAGAUAAGUAAUAACAAAAUUAAUGAAGAGAAAGAAAUAUUAGAGACGUUUGAGAUGUUCAAUGAUGUAUGGAAAGAUGAACCAUCCGAUAUUGCAGUAAAAAAGAUAGCUAACCAUUAUGAAGAGAACAGAUUUCUUAAGCAAAAAGCCUCUCUGCAUGGCAGUUUUGGAAUGCAAGGUGAUGAUUCUUCGCAAAUGAAUGAAGACAUGAAUCAAAAUGGAAUUGAGAUACCUGUUACGAUAUCGCAAAUAAAACAAGCUGAAGCAGAGGAAAGGCGUUUGAAAGCACUGACUGACAGAAAGAAGGAAAUAUUAAAUAAAAAACAUGCAAUUCAAUUUGCUUUAGCAUCUGUUGAUAGUCUAAGCGUUGCCAAUAGACCUAACAAAAAAAUUGUUUUCAAUGAUGAUAAUGCUUCUGAAGGAGAAACCGAAAACUAUUUUUCUAAUAAAAAACCAAAGCUAACAUUAUUUAGUGAUGAUGAAAUGGAGCAGGAAACACACAACAGUAAUGAUUUUAGAAUCAGAAAGCAUUAUGAGGGUGAGAAAGGCAAGUCAUUGUUGUCUUUACAGGCUAGAUAUGGCAAUGACAAACGUUUUGUUUUAGAUGAAAGAUUUAUAGAAAGCGAUGAUGAACAAGAAGGAAAAAGAGAGUGUGAAGCCAAUGAUACUCAAGUUGAGCGAGAGAAAGUUCUCCGCAUUCUAGGAAAUGUUCUGGGUAAGGAAGUUCCGAACACUUGUAAAACAAAAACGAAACAAACUGCCAAAUUGAUGUUACGAUAUGAUCCUUCGAAGCCUGAUCAUACAAAAUUUGAAAUUAAGAAAGAUUCUAGUAUUCCUAAGGCAAAGAAAAAGAAAACAGUAGAAAAUGAAGAAGAAAAUGAAAAAAAAUCCAAAGAAGAAAUUCUGCCUGUGGUUUCAAAGGAGAGGUAUUAUGAAGUUUCUGAAACAUUGCGAGAAACAUUGGAAAACAAAGAUCAGAAGUUUAGCCUUUCUGCAAUUUUUGGUGAAGAAAACGAAAACGAGGGUGAGAAAGAUAAUGAUGUGAAUUUGGAAGCAAAACCAAUAAUUGGUAGGAAAGAAUGGCCACUGAAACAUUUCCAAAAUGAUUCAAGUGCUUCAGAAGAUGAAAAUGAAACAAAUGAUCAAAUUGUUCCUGAAGAUCGUUUUAGUGAGCAAAACAUUGGUGUGAGGCAAGAAAGCCUGUUUUUUGAAAAAAAUGAUGCUCGCUUUACUGAGGGACUUGAAUUCAUCAGUUUUAGAAACGAAGAGUACAUAAAUAAUUUUGACGAGAUAAGACAUCGUGUGAAAACUCUUAUUAAACAUAAAGUUCAUAAUCACAAAAAGAAUUCAGAAAGAUGGAGAAAAAAGUUUGGAAAAAGGAACAAGAAUUCGUUUCCAGGCAAACGUUUAAAAACUAAUUUCAGGAGGUGACACAUUUCACCAAAUAUUUCUGUAUAGUGAAUUAUAUAUCUUUUUAUUGUAAAGUUUACAAUUUCA
Molecule: messenger RNA, 2230 nt
Organism: Gryllus bimaculatus (two-spotted cricket)
Lineage: Eukaryota; Metazoa; Arthropoda; Insecta; Orthoptera; Gryllidae
Source: the annotation of a GenBank genome assembly